Messenger RNA from Coregonus sp. 'balchen', 2591 nucleotides. Lineage: Eukaryota; Metazoa; Chordata; Actinopteri; Salmoniformes; Salmonidae. The record is from the annotation of a GenBank genome assembly.
AUGUCUCCUUCCCAGGCUUCCCAGCAGCCCACCACCAUCCUACAGCAGCUCCAUGCUGCCGUGUCAUUUCCCACUCCCUCCAUCCGGCCAGGACACGUCAAGCAGGGUGCGUAUGGUAGGCAGGCUGUCAAGAUAACUUUUCAGACAGAGCCCACGUCUCUGUUUCUCUGAGAUGUCUUUCUGUCUCCAACAUAUGCGUGCAAUAUUAUACAGUAUAUUUUCUCACCUCACUCGUUCUCUGUGUGUGUAUGUCUGUGUCUGUGAAACUGUGAAUGUCACUGCAGGUGCCAAUUGGACCAAAGGGCCAGAGCUCAACCAUCUAUAAUUGCAGUCUUGCUCUUUAUAGCGCUCCUUCUCCACCUCUAGCCUCACCAUUGUCUGUCUGUUGGUUGCUGAGGCCAGGGCAGUGAUAGUUUGCUCUGACUGACUUUCUGCUCCUCUUACUUUCAACUCACUUAUAUUGAGGUUCAUAUCAGCAUUGGCAUUAUUUCUGAUAUAAUUCAAUGAGUAGGUAGGAUUCUUCUCAUUUUGACAGAGUUGUACAAUAUAGUGUCGUUUUGCUAAAUGUUGCAUCAGGUUGUCGCCAGAGUACCCUGACAAGCAGCCAGUGGGCAAAAUCUGUAUUUUCAUAUUGCUGGAAUGAUGUCAGACAGAAAUUGAGGAAGGGAGAGGAUAGAACAUUUAGGAUGGCAGAUUUGAUUUAUAACUCAUGAUUGGACACCAUGCGGGUUGAAAAGGGUUGAUUGUCACCUAAAAGAUAAAGGACAACACAACAGACAUACAGAAGAAGUUAGCUUCCACGGAGGUGUAAAUAUGUGUGUGUGUAUAUAUAACGUUGCUCUCUGUUAUUCUCCAGACCUGGUGGAGCUGAUGAUGAUCCAGAAUGCCCAGAUGCAUCAAGUCAUCAUGAACAACAUGACCAUGUCAGCCCUCAGCUCAUUUGGCUAUUCCCAGCCCCAGCUCCACCCUCUGUCUACCCCUGAGGUACUGUCAUUUGGCCAUUCCCAGCCCCAUGGGAGUGGCUGACUAGUGUUUUUCUCUGCUCAAUAACAGGAGUAAUAAAGGCCUAGUUCAAUACUUUUGUGGGGGAACAUAAAAAAAAAAAAAAAAUCAAUUUAUCAGGGGGUGCAGCAGCACCCUCAGCACCCCUACUUCCCCCGGCUAUACCUCCUCCUACCUCUGAGGUACAGUCAUUUGGCUAUUCCCAGUCCCAUCCUCCUCCUACCCCUGAGGUACAGUCAUUUGGCUAUUCCCAGUUCCAUCCUCCCUAUACUCCUGAGGUACAUUUACUGUCAGUCACAUGUGCCAACUAUUCAUCCAGCCUGUCCGUGUGCAGCACACACAUCUUACAUUAUUAAUCUGAAAACAUGUGUUUCAGUAGGUAAAGAUAUUCUCAAUCUGAUAUGACAUUCUGGAAAAGUAAACAGACCGAGGUCAGAGUGGCUCCUCACAUUAGCUAAUGCACCUAAACGUUACUUUUGGAGUCUGUUUUGGGUCACACUGUUCCUAGUCAGUCUAGUGGUUGUGUUGAGGCUCCAUAAGCAGUUGGCCGUCCAACCCAUUGCAGUGGAGAGUGAGGAUGCACCCCAAAUGGCACCCUAUUCACUAUAUAGUGCACUACUGUGUCUGAAUGGGCUGUUUUUAUCCUCCCCUCCAGGCCAGCUGGUCCUCAGUGAUACUGCAGCAGCAGGAGGAGGAUCCAGAGGUGUACCACCACCACUACCAGCCUGCCCCGGCCUACCUGCCCUACCCAACCUGGGUGCCUCCACCCCAGCCUCACCCUAGCCUGGUCCACCACAACACCGCUGAACCCCUGGAGCUAGCACCCUCCCCACACAGAGACACCAUCAGGUGAUUCACAACACAACCCCAUUCAUAAUACCUACUGUACCCACACUUAUAUAGUCUGAUGUUGUGACACAAUGUGUGCCAGAGAUAACAAUGAUACAUAUGUGUGAUAUCAUCCAGGAGGGCAGUCCCACCUCCUCCCCCACCCAGCGCUACCAGGACUGUGGGGGCUGACAUACCUCCAGCAACAGGUACACUACUGGAACACUCUGUACAUCUCUGCUGUAUAUCUGUAUAACACAUAUCGCGGUACUAACGUUAACACAUGGGUGUCCAUAGCAGAACACCAGAUAAAACAUAGGGAGGGAGUUACCAUAGAAAUAGAAUGACUCAAUCAUCUGUGGUAUUGUACAUACAGAACAUUGAGCUGGGGGAUGGGAAGUCUCAAAGCCCUUAUUGAUCAUGUAAGGGGCUGUGUAACACUCUUCUAAUAUGUAGGAUAUAACCAUAGAGAUCUUAUUAAAUUACUACUACUACUAAUUGCUAAUUCUAUGGAUCCCACUAGCACCCUCUGUUAGAUAAUGUGAGAGUUAUGUGAUGCUGGUUGGAGGUGUUGGUGCUGACUACAAUAAGGAGGAUCACAAUGAUGCUGAUGAGGGUGCUGACAGUGAUGGUGAUUGCGAUACUGUGGGUUAUAAUGAGGCUGAUUAUACUAAACACUUGUGAAGAAUGUGUUCAUCAGAUGGUUUCCAAGUCUCUCUUUGUCUCUUGAAUGUGUAGAGUACUAUGAUGCUACGGAAUGA